CGGGGCUUCCCCUUGCGGUUUUGUUUGUAAUCUUGCGCGUUCCCGGAAGACGCCUCAGUUAUCGCAGGAGACGGAGAGCGACAUGAAGCCCGCGGUGUGUGCGGCCGUCCUGGCCCUGCUCGGCGCCAUAGCGAGCCCUGGAGCCUUUGGCAGACUGACCAUCUCUGGGCCGCAGACUCCAGUCCUGUUGGGUGAAGAUGUGACCCUGGAGUGUUUGUCCGACACCGACACUGACAUGGCAAAUUACACUUUUGAAAAAUACAUCAAAUGGAUGAGGUCCUGGGUGCAGCUCGACUCCUCCCGCUACCUGAGAUGUUGGUACUACAACGUCAACGUAAGCCGCAGCGGCGAGCGGCUGCUCAUGCACCUCAGUGACAUCACCGAGUGGCAGAAUGGACCGUACCGCUGCGUGAAGACCGGCAACCAGACCGGGGAAGACGACGUGUCCGAGGAGCUGACCGUCAAACUGCUCGAUCUGAAGGAAAUCUAUCUGGAGAAGCUUCACUCGUUUUCCAGCAGUGUGCCCGAUAUCUUGUGGGCAGAGAAAGGAUCUACGGUGGAGGUGAAGUGCUCGGCCUCCUCCUCAGAGGAGCCCUUGUACGAGUGGAGCCAGGAGUUCAGCGACUGGAUUCUACCUUCUGAUACCCUCGUUCUCAAAAAUGUAAAUGAAGAAUCGGAAGGGAGGUACAUCUGCCAGGCUCGGCACCCAGAAGAGGCGGACCUGGUCAAGACGCGGUCCUUCCAGCUGCUGGUGAUGAAUAAGAGUCCUGAAGAAGUCCGAGGUGUCUUGUCCAGCCUGAGCUUUGGAGAUGUCCUCCUGUAUAUUGCCAUCCCCGGGGCCAUGCUCACUGUCCUGCUGUUUAUGCUCUUGGUUAUUAUGAUUCGUCACCGCAAUAAACAGCUGAGGAAACCACAAAUCAGCCUGGUGGAUGGUGAGAAGAGGUCCCCCAUAUAUAAAGGAAGCCUCCAGUCUGUGCACACUACCUGCUCGGACACGCAGCCCUUGGUGAUAUGAUUGGCGUCGCAGCCCGACCAUCCCGUCUUCAGCCGGACGGCGCCUCCCCUCCCCCACGUCAUCGCUCUGCUUCCUGUGUGCCUUUACAAUAUCGGUGGAGGGAAUUUCGAGGGACAUAAAGGAGUGGAAAUUUUUUUUGUGGUUCUUGCUAAUCGGGGGGAAAAUCUCCUGUAUUGAUGGAGCCGUGCGCAGUAACUGCCCCCCAAUCGAUGCUUAUUGCACUGGUGAUCACUGUAUCAUGGCUUCUUCUGCAGCGGGACAGGCACCAAAGAGUUAACCCUUUUCUUCUGGCAGUUGUGGUUCAUUAAGUAUUUUCGCUUGUGUCGCCCCUCGGGGGCGUCUUGCGCUCCGGUCUACGAGGAAUGUUGCCCUUUGACCCUCGGUUGACGGAUUGGAGGACGUUUCCCUCCAGUGACCCGUCGGUGCCACUUACCGUAUUCUUAAAGGGCAGCGUUAUGUGAGGAGGCGCGGAGCUGGAGGGCCUCAUUAUAGCCAAAGGUACAAGAUGAUGUAGAACUACAAAGCUCAGCAUGCCAAAGGUGUUUUUUAAUUUUAUAUUAAUGUGAAUUGUAGGUGUCAUUUUAGGUCUGAGGUCUAGCUCCCCCCUGCCCUUUUCACAGCAGCCAUUCUGAACAGGCUGGCCUGCAGUGUAAAGUAUGGGGGGGGGGGGGGACAAGGACAAUGCAGCUGCCGGAGGUAGAUCUGUUGGAAAUCUAAUCAUCUGGGUUCAGGCUACAGUAGAAGAAAACAGCAGGUCAUCAUUACCUGACUGAUGGGCUCUAAGGGGGGCCUCUGCUUUGAACAACCUACCGGAUAGAAUAUCACAUUACCUGGCAGUAAGUCCUCCUUUUCCCUGCAGUGCCCCCGCAGGGCGUAUGAAGUAUUACACAGCCAGCUCCUAUCUAUGGGUUGUCUGGAUGGGUCCUCCAGAGACGCUCUGUGACCGCCGUACAUUUACAGGUAAGGCUACGUUCACAUUAGCGGUUUUUGCGGAUCCGCCUGCAUUUUGGUGACCCCCAUUUCGCUCAUUGACAAUAAAUGAGGACAAAACUGAAGCGUUUUCUUCCUAUGACGGAUCUCAAUAGCGGAAUUGAAAACGCUAAUGUGAACGUAGCCUAAUCUAACCUAACCAAAGGCCCGCGGCGGCUACAUAGGGUGGAGGACCCCGCUUGUCCAUGUAUUACUGGAUUUCAGUAGGCACUGCAAUACUUCACUUCCCCUGUGGGGACGCUGCAGGGAAACUGAACACUUACUGCCCAUCCUCCUAUCAAUAAAGGCAGAGUCCAAGCAGGAGCCCCCUUUAAGGCGGUCAGUGCAGGAGGGACUUCUCGGGUAUAGGGCGAGCGUGCUACUAGCAAUCAUCAGUGCAGCCUCUAUAGAAGGGCAUGCUGGGAGUUGUAGUCGAUGGGGUUGAUCUGCAUGGUUUCGGCCUCCUCCUCCGGCGCGUCACUCUCCAGGCCGCGUCUACCUACCUUGUAUACUUAUGAAUGUUUUCUACGUGUGCCGUGUUUCCUAAUAAAUCAGAUCUUCUA
Messenger RNA from Bufo bufo (common toad), 2547 nucleotides. RefSeq lists its product as uncharacterized. Gene Ontology annotation, cellular component: cell-cell junction. The record is from RefSeq and is a predicted model, not a curated record. NCBI's taxonomy places the organism in Eukaryota, Metazoa, Chordata, Amphibia, Anura, Bufonidae. Bases 83 to 1015 code for a protein of 310 amino acids. Gene Ontology annotation, molecular function: cell adhesion molecule binding. The transcript has 8 exons. Gene Ontology annotation, biological process: cell-cell adhesion.